GAACCAGAGCUGAAAUCCGUGAAUUUAAACACAGCUUCAAACGCUAACGCUACAUCAGAUGUUAAGUUAGAGUAUCCACCACUGGACCAAAUUCUUUCAAGAGAAGCCAACGACAACCCUUACACAAAUGUUCAAACAAAUCCUUCAGAUAACGUAGACCAUUACCUUCUUCAGUUAUACCAAAUAAUUUUACUCAAAGACGAUAAGAAGCUUUUGACAAAUCUUAUAAGUAAGAACCAAAUAAUUCUAACAAAGGAGGACCUUGAAAAUGUUAUCUCACGAAUAACAGGGAAACAAUGUGUCAUUGACUAUCUCGACCCUGAAAUCGAAUGCUGUGGUCAAACGCCACCAUUCAUGAAAAUAGGUAACAUCCGCAUCAUUGAAAUACCAGGUACUCCAGGAGUUGAGUUUAAGUAUAAAUAUUCGAACGAGUAUACAAAACUUUCAACAGAAUAUAAAUUAUGUUUGAAAUAUGUUUUAGUAAAUUAA
This is a messenger RNA of Trichomonas vaginalis G3, 489 nucleotides long. RefSeq lists its product as uncharacterized. The transcript has a single exon. NCBI's taxonomy places the organism in Eukaryota, Parabasalia, Trichomonadida, Trichomonadidae. The annotation marks the transcript as partial. The record is from RefSeq and is a predicted model, not a curated record.